Tachysurus vachellii is the source of this 2306-nucleotide messenger RNA. RefSeq names its product abhydrolase domain containing 2, acylglycerol lipase b (gene abhd2b). The transcript is spliced from 11 exons. Gene Ontology annotation, biological process: steroid hormone receptor signaling pathway; acylglycerol catabolic process; sperm capacitation. Bases 172 to 1464 code for a protein of 430 amino acids. Gene Ontology annotation, cellular component: sperm plasma membrane; sperm flagellum. The record is from RefSeq and is a predicted model, not a curated record. NCBI's taxonomy places the organism in Eukaryota, Metazoa, Chordata, Actinopteri, Siluriformes, Bagridae. Gene Ontology annotation, molecular function: monoacylglycerol lipase activity; acetylesterase activity.
CUGUGAUGGCUUAACACUGUCCUAUUAGAGUUCAUGCCUGGGUAUUUCAUCUAAUACUACAAACACGAGCCUCCGAGAUCUUUAAACGAACUAGCACCAAUUAAGAUAUUAAGAAGUAUAGCUGAGGACCUGCAGCAUAUUUGCAUAUUUAUCAGGGUUAGAGGUUUCAUUAUGGAUGUCCAUGUGGAACGAAAUGUCCAGACCCUCAGACCAGAGAUGCCAGCUGUCUUUGAUGGCAUGAAGCUGGCUGCAGUAGCCACUGUGCUGUACAUCAUAGUGCGCUGCCUCAACCUAACAAGUCCUUCAGCAGCCCCUAAAAUCACCUGUCGAAAUACACCUCUUAAUCAGUACCUGCUCAAGUCCUGCUCUAUCCUAACAAAAGAGUAUGUUCCACCAUUACUUUGGGGUAAGAGUGGACAUUUUCAAACUGUGCUCUAUGGAAGGAUGGGUCGAUUGUCCUCUCCUCAGCCCUGUGGCAUGCGCUUGUUUCUUCCAAUGCAUGAUGGAGCUACAGCCACGUUUGACCUUUUUGAGCGAAUUGGUGAUCAUGUAACAGGUGAUGACAUAACCAUGGUGAUCUGCCCAGGGAUCGGUAACCACAGUGAGACGCAUUAUAUCCGUACCUUUGUGGAUUACUCCCAGAAGCAGGGCUACAGAUGCGCUGUACUUAACCACCUGGGAGCUUUGCCAAACAUUGAACUCACCUCCCCACGGAUGUUCACCUAUGGCUGUACCUGGGAGUUUUCAGCCAUGGUUAGCUACAUCAAACGUACAUUGCCCCAGACUUGGCUCAUCGUGGUGGGCUUCAGUCUAGGUGGGAACCUUGUGUGUAAGUUUCUGGGAGAAAACCAAGCCAAUCAGGACAGGGUUCUGUGCUGUGUCAGUGUCUGUCAGGGCUACUGUGCUCAGAGGGCCCAUGAAACAUUUCUACAGUGGGGCCAGUGCAGGAGGAUUUAUAACUUCUUCAUGGCUGACAAUAUGAAAAAGAUCAUCCUGUCCCACAAAAAAAGCUUGUUUGGACCACAGUCCUGCAAACUGGACGUUGGAGAUUUAAGAUGUCUCUACAUGGCCACAUCUCUUACGCAGAUUGAUGACCGCAUUAUGAGAAAGUUUCAUGAUCAUAAUUCUUUAAAAGAAUUCUAUGAGAAGGAAAGCUGUGUCCAUUACAUUCACAAUGUUAACGUCCCACUUCUCGUGAUUAAUUCAUCAGAUGACCCGCUUGUCCAUGAGUCUCUUCUGACUAUACCUCACACCCUAGCAGAACAAAAGGAGAAUGUAAUCUUUGUGCUGACGCAGCACGGCGGGCACAUGGGCUUCUUUGAGGGUGCCAUGCUUUUCCCUCAGCCUCUUACCUGGAUGGACAAAGUCAUCAUCAAGUAUGCCAAUGCCAUCUGCCAGAGGAAGAAGGAAAACCCGCAUUACCACCAAGCUUUGGACUGUACAGAGCUCAAAGGCAAAGCUUAGCAAAGGCAAAAUUCCACGGCAAGCAUGCUCCUCUUUUCACUCAUAAGUGUAACUAAAAUGCAUUCAAUGUCUGACUCACUUUUCUAAGUGUAUACUGAACACAAAGUGCAUUUAAAAAAUUAAUUGUAACCUUCUUUUCUUUUAAUAAGAUGGAAACAUUAAUACAAUGACUUGUUGUCUAAAAAUGCACACUCAGUGGUAGGAGGAUCUGUGGCUCUGAGAUUGCUGCUGCUACUCUAUGCAGGCUGGUAAUGAGAAACUGAUUCUUAGAAGAUGGAUCUGAUGAGAUUGAAAUUCAGUUGGGUUUUUUUUUUGCUUUCUGCUUUCCUUUGACGGUGUCACCCUCUGGUGGCUGUGUGGCAGAAUGUAAAGGAUUUCACUUUGAAAUGCCACCAAGCUGUUGAAUUUUUGCUGUAAUGCAGUUUAAAGAGAAGCAAACUUAGUUUAUGGAUUUUUCACAACAUUAAAUGUAACUAUAAAUGGAUAAAAAAAGACAAAACAAUUAGCUUGAUUAUUGUAACUCUGUUCCAUUAUACUGGUCCAGCGCUGAUUAUUUUACUAUAACAGCAUUCCCUGUCGUGUAUUAUUCUUUACACGGGAUCAGAUUUAAACUAAAAUAGAUCAAUUUUUUGACUCAGAUUCCUAAGUGGACAUAGAAUAGGUCAAUAUUUUGUGCCCAUUUGUGUCCAUUUUGUUACUUACAGUGGAGUUAAACUCCAGAAAAGACAAGUCAAAAAGUAUAUCACAAUAGAGUUUUUUUUUUCUUUUUUUUUUUUAUUAUGAUUACAAUCUACAUCAUUCAGUGACUAAGUGGACAGUUAAAUGCAUCAAGCAUCUUUGAC